Messenger RNA from Aspergillus melleus, 378 nucleotides. RefSeq names its product 60S ribosomal protein eL22 (gene RPL22). Gene Ontology annotation, molecular function: structural constituent of ribosome; RNA binding. Gene Ontology annotation, biological process: cytoplasmic translation. Lineage: Eukaryota; Fungi; Ascomycota; Eurotiomycetes; Eurotiales; Aspergillaceae. The record is from RefSeq and is a predicted model, not a curated record. The coding region runs from base 1 to 378 and encodes 125 amino acids. Gene Ontology annotation, cellular component: ribosome. The transcript has 4 exons.
AUGGCUCCCGCUGUUUCUGCUCGUGGUCGCAAGGCCCAGAAGGUCACCAAGAAGUAUGUCAUCAACGCUUCUCAGCCCGUGAACGACAAGAUCUUCGACCUCUCCGCUUUCGAGAAGUUCCUCCACGACCGCAUCAAGGUUGAGGGCCGCGUCGGCAACCUCGGUGACAAGAUCGUCAUCUCCCAGUCCGGCGAGGGCAAGAUCGAAGUCGUUGCCCACAUCCCCUUCUCUGGUCGCUACCUCAAGUACUUGACCAAGAAGUACCUCAAGAAGCAGCAGCUCCGUGACUGGCUCCGUGUCGUCUCCACCUCCAAGGGUGUCUACGAGCUCCGCUUCUACAACGUCGUCAACGAGGAGGGCGACGAGGAGGAGGAGUAA